AUGGCCAUGCCAAUGAAACAAGCUUGGAUCUGUCAGGCAAUGGAUAUGCUAUGUCAAGCAUUAGGCCGAGGUAAUCAGUUGAUAUACGGCUACGACAAUCGUUACGUGCUACUUGUCCCUCCGAGUAUGAUAUGGCAGCGCGUUAAAGAGGUUAUAUCGGAAGAUGAUGACGUCCGAGAAGAACGGCGCGCAGAGUUUCUACUGGCAGAAGAUUGA
This is a messenger RNA of Paraglomus occultum, 216 nucleotides long. Lineage: Eukaryota; Fungi; Glomeromycota; Glomeromycetes; Paraglomerales; Paraglomeraceae. The record is from the annotation of a GenBank genome assembly.